GUCCAGUGGGAUCACGUCUAAACUGGGAGCCCCGGAAGCCCGCCGAUCCGCUCUGCCGCGCAACGAGGCGCGUGCCCAAAGCGCCGCCUGAGAAGGACUGCAGCGACUCUGCGCGGCCCAGUGGGGCGGACAGGGAGGCUUGGAAGAUCAGAGGAGCCCGGGAAGGAGCAUCUCUGUCUCCACCACUCAACCAAACCCACGGCCUUAAACGAGUUAAGGAACUUCUCAACGUCCCGGUCUGUAAACGGGACAGGGAACGCCGCAGACCUCCCAGCACCCUUGGAGCUCAACUCAGGCAGAGCGUCGCACUCUUCCUUACUGGUGACCGUGCGUGAUGGUAAACGUCGUCGAGGGAUCCUUACGAGGCCACCCUAGGGGGUGGCUACUCCUUCUCGGGGGGUGUGUACCUCCAAAAUGUGUCCCAGGAGGCAGAAUCCCGGAGACCAGGAUCCUCGAGUCAGAGGGAGCGGAGGGUAUGUGUGGGGCAUGGGGUUAAGCCAACUCCCUGAGUCACCCUAAGAAGUCGGGCUGGCAGAGCUAGCUGGUCCAGCCUUAGCCCCAAUCACAAGCGCCCCGCCCUCGGUCCCGCCCUCCCGGAACCGGCGCCCCCAUUGGUGGCGUCCGGCGGCGCUGCCGCUGUUAUUUUUCGAAUAUAUAAGGAGGUGGCGGUGGCAGCUGCCCAGCUUUGCGUCCUCCCCUGCUUUCCUCCCCGCACCCCUUCUCCUCAUUCCCAGGCCCACUGCUCUUCCUCCCUUCUUUCCCUCCCUCCUCCCCCUCACCCCAAGCUCGCUCUCGGAGCCGAGCCAGCUGGGUCGGCGUCUGCUCGCCCUCGUGCUUGUGGCCCUGUAGCUAGCUAGUUUUUGCCCACCCCGCCACGAUGGAGGUGCCCCCGCCGAGGUCUGCGCCGAGCUCGGCUCUCAGUCCUGCCCGCGUGCUCGGUGGCGUUCAGCGGCCGCACCACCUCCCAGGCUUCGGGUUGGAGCCUGAUGGCUUUCUGGGGUCUCCGGAGCGUGCGGCUUCCUCCUCUCCGGUUACCACCCUUACUCAGACCAUGCACGACCUCGCUGGUCUCGGCAGUGAGACCCCAAAGACUCAGGUAGGAAGCCUGUCAUUCCAGAACAGGCUGGUGGGCCUCUCUCUGUCCAGGCGUACCUCCCUGUCAUCCGUGUCCUCAGAAUCUUCUGAUGCAGGUCUCUGCAUGGACUCCCCCAGCCCUAUGGACCCGCAGAAAGCAGAGCACGCGUUUGAACAGGCCAUUCAGGCAGCCAGCCUGGUCAUUCAAAAUGAGCAGUUUACCAUAAAACGCUUCCGGUCCUUACCAGUGAGGCUGCUGGACCACAGCCCUGUGCUACAGAACAUUACCAACUCCCAAGCACUGGACAGCCGUGAGAAAAAUGAGGCAGGCUACAGAGCAGCCAGCAGCCCUGGCGAGGACAAAGAGAAUGAUGGCUAUCUCUUCAAGAUGCCAUGGAAGCCCACUCAUCCCAGCCCUGCCCAAGCUCUGGCAGAGUGGACCAGCCGCAGAGAAGCCUUUGCUCAGAGGCCAAGCUCAGCCCCUGACUUGAUGUGUCGUACCCCUGAACGGAAGAUGGAAGUAGAGCUGAGCCCUGUGGCCCAGUCUUCCUCUUCCUUGACUCCCAUUGAGAGGGCUUCCGAAGAAGAUGAUGGAUUUGUGGACAUCCUGGAGGGUGAUUUAAAGGAUGAUGAUGUGGUCCCCCCAGGCAUGGAGAACCUCAUUAGUGCCCCACUGGUCAAAAAGUUGGAUAAGGAAGAGGAACAGGAUCUCAUCAUGUUCAGCAAGUGCCAGCGGCUCUUCCGCUCUCCAUCCAUGCCGUGCACCGUGAUCCGGCCCAUCCUCAAGAGGCUAGAGCGGCCCCAGGACAAGGACGUGCCUGUCCAGAGCAAGCGCAGGAAAAGUGUGACACCCCUGGAGGAGCAGCAGCCUGAAGAACCUAAAGCUCGUGUCUUCCGCUCAAAGUCCCUGUGCCAUGAGAUUGAAAGCAUCCUGGACAGUGACCACCAUGGACUGAUCGGAGAUUACUCCAAGGCUUUCCUCCUGCAGACUGUGGAUGGCAAACACCAAGACCUCAAGUACAUCUCACCAGAAACUAUGGUGGCCCUGCUGACAGGCAAGUUCAGCAACAUUGUGGAGAAAUUUGUAAUUGUGGACUGCAGAUACCCCUAUGAGUAUGAAGGCGGGCAUAUCAAGAAUGCUGUGAACUUGCCCCUGGAACGGGAUGCCGAGACCUUCCUGCUGCAGCGCCCCAUCACGCCUUGUAGCCUGGACAAGAGAGUCAUCCUCAUUUUCCACUGUGAAUUCUCGUCUGAGCGUGGGCCCCGCAUGUGCCGGUUCGUCAGGGAACGGGAUCGUGCGGCUAACGACUACCCCAGCCUGUACUACCCUGAGAUGUAUAUCCUCAAAGGCGGCUACAAGGAAUUCUUCCCACAGCACCCGAACUUUUGUGAGCCCCAGAACUACCGGCCCAUGAACCACGAGGCCUUCAGGGAUGAGCUGAGGACCUUUCGCCUCAAGACGCGCAGCUGGGCUGGGGAGCGGAGCCGGCGGGAACUCUGUAGCAGGCUGCAGGACCAGUGAUGAGCCAGCGCCAGUCCGGCUGCCAUCUUUACCUCCUGGGGCCUGGGAGCCAGUGGGUCCCAAGGGCCUAUGAGGCCGCCUACCUGCUAGAGGCCUCAGGUGCUGUUGGGGGUUGGGCGAUGGUGUGGUGUCACAUCUGUCUGUCCCUGUCCUCCGUUCUCCGGUCUCACUCCACUAAUUUUCCGUAGCCUGGUGCCAGCCCUGUCUUGAAGAGCCCAGCCUGAAGGGUGGAUACCAGCUAGGAGGAAGUGCUUUGUGUCCGUGGACGCCUUUUAUCGUCUUUUUUCCUUGUUUGUGUUAACUCUUUGUCUUCCCGUGUUCAGAAAGCCCCCUUUGUGGGCGAGCCUCAGCCCUUUGGGAUGAGCCGAGUCGCUCCUUGGGUGGUCUGGAAGCAGCGUGCUCUGCCUGCUUCUGCGCCGCCGCCGGGCUGUGUCUGCUCUCCUCUCCUGGCCUUUGCACAGACACCUCCGUGGUGGAAAACAGAAGCGCUUACUUGUUCCUGUCGUUUGUUGUCUUACCUGCAGCUCUUAUUUGUGUUUGUCUGACUUAGCCUGUUUCCGGGCACACUGGCAGCUGGGUAGGCUCCUUCAUACGCCUGGGGGUUAGAGAUUCAAAUAUCACUUGCUCGGUGGGCCUGGCUUUUUGUGAGCCCAGAAAGGGAAUCUUCUCCUUCAGUGCCCCCAAGGCAAGGGCAAAGGCCUGAUUCAGGAGCCUCCGGGCGCCCCAUGGGGCUGCUGGGAACCGCAGUCUCUCUGGUCAGAAUUUGCUGCUGGGCAGGACCAGUCAUUGAACUAUAACUUUUUGAUCCUGUCUUCUUCCUCCCUCUCCUCCCUUGAGUCCUUACCACUCUGGUCCAGAAGACCUCUUGAGUAUUCGUGUUUGUUUGUUUGUAUGUUUUCUGUGUUGCUGUACUAGUGACUGAGCCUAGGCCUGUUGCAGGUGGACAGGAGGCUGGGUGGUCAUGGAUGUGCAGUGCCUUGCACACAUGUAUGCACACAAAUGGGGUGGAAGGAUUUUGGUGAGCAUGGUGGCCUAUGGCAGGAGUGUGUGUGUGUGUGUGUGUGUGUGUGUGUACAAAGUCUUUACACUUAGCAUUUGGAAAUAUUAAAGGAACAUUGUCAUGGAAGCAGCUAAAUAAAAAAAAACCAAGCAACCUCUGGGUUCAGAUCUACAUCUGGGAAGGCCAUGCUGGAAGGCCCUUGUGAGUCCUCUGUUAGGGCCUUGGUUCAAUAAAGCACUGAGCAAGUUAAA
This is a messenger RNA of Peromyscus leucopus (white-footed mouse), 3847 nucleotides long. It is a transcript of the gene Cdc25b, whose product is annotated as cell division cycle 25B. The coding region runs from base 878 to 2596 and encodes 572 amino acids. The transcript has 16 exons. Lineage: Eukaryota; Metazoa; Chordata; Mammalia; Rodentia; Cricetidae. Gene Ontology annotation, cellular component: nucleus; cytoplasm. The record is from RefSeq and is a predicted model, not a curated record. Gene Ontology annotation, biological process: G2/M transition of mitotic cell cycle; protein dephosphorylation; positive regulation of G2/M transition of mitotic cell cycle. Gene Ontology annotation, molecular function: protein tyrosine phosphatase activity.